Messenger RNA from Zootermopsis nevadensis, 1485 nucleotides. RefSeq names its product spermatogenesis-associated protein 7 homolog. Gene Ontology annotation, biological process: microtubule cytoskeleton organization. Gene Ontology annotation, cellular component: axoneme; ciliary basal body. NCBI's taxonomy places the organism in Eukaryota, Metazoa, Arthropoda, Insecta, Blattodea, Termopsidae. The record is from RefSeq and is a predicted model, not a curated record.
ACACCGUCGAUGUAUAAAAGAAGAAAGCGAAGGUUAGCUGAAAUUCUGUUCCUUAAUUUGUUUCGGUUCAGUUGUCAAAAUCCGAAUGUUUGAAUGACAAUAAAGGCAGUGAAAAUAUUACUGCAUAAGCAGAUUCAGUAAUUACUUUGUAGGAAGCUGAUGGCCAUCAUGAAACCAUCCAGUUAUGUUGGAGGCAAUGCAUGCAAGCUGUCUGUUGGGAACCACUUGCUGUACCUUCAUAUGAGCAGCCACUACCGGCGCAUCUGUAAUGCUAAGUGCACAGUGGAUACUUCACCUCCGUGCGCUUAUAAGUUGAACCACAGUGCCAGGAGGAGACGGCACCAUCACACCAACUCUCAGUCAGACGUUUCCUCAUACGGUCCCGUUGAUUGUGAACUUGGACUCGCCAGAAACAUUGCAAAUGAUGCAAAGCAGUCAUCGCAUACAUACUCGGGAUGCACCUGGACAGAACAAGAGAAGCUGAGACAAACCGGGGCUGUGGCUUCCCACAAACAGCAACAUCAGUUUGUAGAAGGGGAACUGCAACAUCAUCGAGGGAGGAACACCUGUAGGACUCUGUGCAGGCCUCCAGCAAGCAAAGAAUCAUCGAAUUACUGCAGGAGGGUCCCAUUGCCAGACAUCAUGGACCAGCAUGCCAAGAGAUUCACGUCACCUGACCGAGCAUUCAGGCCUCGCAUCCUGAAGACAGAGACACAGUCAAGGCUGCAUGACUCCAGAGUGUACCAUCCUGCAAGCAGAAAGAUUAGGCUCUCUCAUCAUGGCAGACUGCACGAGCAGCAGAAGCUGCAGCACCAACAGAGUGAAGAGGAAGUGAUGUCAGGCAGGACAUCUGCGAGGUGUUCCGAUCUCUGCGAUGCUCAGAAACAUGUCAGCAGCAAGGAGUCGAGUCAUGACUCUGCAUACAAUGGCGGUACAUCUUCAAGUGCAGAGAGCCGUGGGCCAACUCCAGUGGUCAUGUGUCCCACACAGAAGGGUGCAACUCUUGACAUGGUACAAUUGCAGAGCAGGAAGGAAGAUGCAGCUUACGUAAAGUUUGUGCAUGACAUCACAGAGGAUGUUCUGGCUCGAGGGAUCUACAGUGAUAGGGGACUUCAGCAACUGUUCCAGCGUCAUUUAGCUGACAAUGAGGGGCAGCUAAACUUGGAUCGGAUGAAGGAAGAGGUGGGCCGACUGUGCGAGCAGCUUGGCAUCCUGCAGACUGACUGUGGAGGUGAGCUCUUCCAGGUGGCUCAGAGAAGUGAGUUCCUGUCACAGGAAACUGGGUACAUGCAGAAGAUGGGGACAGGAUGAAGGCAUACAUGUUAACCUGAAGCACCAGAUGGCCUGGUCCUACUGCCUUGGAUACAGCAAUAGUACAAGUAUUACAGUGCCUUACAAAGGAACCUGGUAAAUAUUCAUGUAGCAUAUUGGUAUUUUUGUACAUUGCCAAGUACUGAUGUAAUUAAAUUAAACCAGUGAAAGGGG